This is a messenger RNA of Alosa sapidissima (American shad), 1066 nucleotides long. Its product is annotated as myosin light chain 4-like. The transcript has a single exon. NCBI's taxonomy places the organism in Eukaryota, Metazoa, Chordata, Actinopteri, Clupeiformes, Clupeidae. The record is from RefSeq and is a predicted model, not a curated record. Gene Ontology annotation, molecular function: calcium ion binding. Gene Ontology annotation, cellular component: myosin II complex. Bases 255 to 872 code for a protein of 205 amino acids.
GUGUGUGUGUGUGUGUCUCCCAUGUGGGAUGCUUCCCUCCCAAAGCACAACAAUAUAAAAGCUUUAGCCGAGGCUUUGGCCAGCCGUGCUUUGAACAGCCUCCGUCCCUGUUCCUUUCUCUAUCUCUCCAACUCCCCGUCCACCCAUCCAUCCAUCCAGGGAGCUCACAUCGGGAGGAUUCAGAAAUCUCCAUCGGCACCAAAUCCAGCAGCAGCCCCAGCAGCAACACCAGCACCACAACCAGCAGCAGCACCAUGGCCCCAAAGAAGGUGGAACCACCCAAGAAGCCGGAGCCCAAAAAGCCCGAACCCAAGAAGGACGCUCCUGCCGCUGCCAAACCGGCCGCCGCUGCCCCCGCUGCCCCAGAGCCAGAGAAGCCCAAGGAGCCGGACUUCGACCCCAAGAGCAUCACGCUGAGCUUCACAGCCGACCAGAUCGAGGAGUUCAAGGAGGCCUUCCAGCUGUUUGACCGCACGCCCGGCGGCGAGAUGAAGAUCACCUUCGCGCAGUGCGGCGACGUGAUGCGCGCCUUGGGUCAGAACCCGACCAACGCCGACGUGCUGAAGGUCCUGGGCAAGCCCAGGCCGGAGGAGAUGAGCAGCAAGAUGGUGGACUUUGAGACCUUUCUGCCCAUGCUGCAGCACAUCUCCCGCUCGAAGGACCAGGGCAACUUCGAGGACUUUGUGGAGGGGCUGCGCGUCUUCGACAAGGAGGGCAACGGCACCAUCAUGGGCGCCGAGCUGCGGCACGUGCUGGCCACCCUCGGGGAGAGGAUGACCGAGGACGAGGUGGACCGGCUGAUGUCCGGUCAGGAGGACGCCAACGGCUGCAUCAACUACGCUUCGUUCGUCAAGCACAUCCUAUCAGGGUGAGAUGACUUGAGACUUGCGCACAAAAACAAGACAAAACCAAAAAAAUGGACAAAACUGAAUUGUGGGUUUUGAAUUAAUCUGAUGUCACUUUGUAACUGGACACAGUUUUUUUUGUUGGUGAAAUGGGAGAGCAUGCCCUCCAUGUGCAUGUGAUGCUGCACAAAUUGUAAUAAAUAAGAUGAUCAGCUGUGAAA